AUGACGGUGACAGCCUGGAUCCUUAUGUUACGUUUCCCUUCCCUCCAUCACCUCUCUCCCCAUCUGCCCACCCCCUGGCACCUUUCCCCUACAGCAUGCGGGCGCACGACGGUGACGAUCCGCUUGCAGUACCUGGGGCUGUACGACCUGCACAACGGCAUCUACAACAUGACCUUCUACAACGGCUGCGCCUACAACGUCACCAGCCCGCUGCGCGUGUGGCAGUGCUUCGACUUCAACAACGUGUGGGAGGGCAUUCUCACCAACCCCGAUCCCAACCUCUCGCAGUACCAGACAGGCGACAUUUUCGUGCAGAGCUCGCCGGGGUACUGUGAGAUGCACAUGAACCGCGGUGCUAGCGGCACUCUGCAGAUGCUCCCUGGGGAGACGGUGAACAUUGUGUAUGCGUGGACGUGGGACUUCCGGCCCUGCGUGCAGGAGCUGCGCUUCGGCAAUGGCAACAGCUACUCCAUGACCAACACCACUAAGUGCCAGCUCGCCCAGACCAUCUAG
Closterium sp. Yama58-4 is the source of this 513-nucleotide messenger RNA. NCBI's taxonomy places the organism in Eukaryota, Viridiplantae, Streptophyta, Zygnematophyceae, Desmidiales, Closteriaceae. The record is from the annotation of a GenBank genome assembly.